This is a messenger RNA of Lotus japonicus, 1090 nucleotides long. Its product is annotated as ribosomal protein S4, mitochondrial-like. Gene Ontology annotation, molecular function: structural constituent of ribosome; rRNA binding. Gene Ontology annotation, biological process: positive regulation of translational fidelity. Gene Ontology annotation, cellular component: small ribosomal subunit. NCBI's taxonomy places the organism in Eukaryota, Viridiplantae, Streptophyta, Magnoliopsida, Fabales, Fabaceae. The coding region runs from base 1 to 840 and encodes 279 amino acids. The transcript has a single exon. The record is from RefSeq and is a predicted model, not a curated record.
AUGAUCCUGAACCGAUCUUACCUGAGAUCGCAAAUCCCAAGUUUGUUUAGCCGCGCCCAUUUGCGAUUUGAUAAGACCUUUUCUCGUCUCCAUUUUCGUGAAACUAUUCCUCAAGCAAGGCAGCCGAUAAGUCAUCGAAGGGUUUGUGUGAAUAAUCGAAUGGUAAGCAUUACUCGUUUGAAAGUUUCCCACGGUGAUCUAAUCUCUUUUCAAGAAAAUGACGCGAGAAUCCGCGGUGAAGAAAUAAGGAGAUCUUUCUAUAUCGAAAUAUCAGUUGAAAAAAUAAUAGGCAAAUUCCUGGAUCACCCGGUAAGAAUGUGGAGAAGAACCAAAACAGAAUGGUUCCACCUACUAAAAACUAAGCGGGGAUGCCGCCUACUACUAAAAUCCCGGUUUUUGCAACAACAGUUGCGUUAUUCUAUGCAAGAAGAAGACUUUGAAAGAACAAAGAAGUUUGGAUCCGAAAAAGUAUGCUUAGGCAGUUCCUUCGCUGAGCACAACAGAAUGAAGAGGAAUUUGUAUCAUUUCAAAUCCCUAUUCUUAUCGAAGAGAAGAAACGAGAAAAACCGAUAUCUUCCUACUCGAACAAGAAGUCCUAUAGUUUACAACUCUUCUUUAUAUAGUAAUUCGACCUAUUGCUCCUCAUCCCCCCAUCAGUUUACUAUGAAGAGAAGAAUCAAAAGGAUCGAACUACCUACCCAUUAUUCGGAGGUGAAUCAUAGAACACCAAAAGCGGUGGUAUUUUAUGGACCUAACAUAGGUCACAUCCCUCACGACAUAAGAUUGAAAGAUCCAAACCUUCCUCUUCGGAGCGGAAACGGACGUGGCCAAAACAUAUAAAGAUCGGCGUAGUCGCUCAUAGGGACAUAUCUAUCCGGAUAGAGGAUAGUCUAGAUCGAUUCAUAGAUAGAUUUCUAUCCAUAUAGAUAGGUAUCUCCGUGGAUAGAGAUAAAGAUAGGGAUCCAUCUAGAUCUUGCUUGAUUCACUAUUUCCAUUUUUUUCUUGAUUCUGAUUGAUUGCCUUUUUGACGACAAGUUUUAAAUCUUAAUGCAGGCAAGGUACGUAGUUCUCGACCGUAAGGGAGAAGGAA